AUUUUAUACCCAUUAUAAAUUGACAUAAAAUAGUUUCUAAAAUCUGUCUUAAUAUUUUGUGUUGUACUAAAAUUUUCAUUUAUUUUUAAGUCAUUUAUUUCACGUCUUUUAAUCGCAGAAAUAGAAUUAUAAUGCCCUUUUUGGAAGCUGUAAUUAGACGUAAUGCUGAAAAUACGGAGCGUAUUAUGAAGAACGCCCUGGGUUAUGUAGUUUGCAAUAAUACCUAUGGCACAAUAGCAAUAUCUUCAUAUGAUAAUACUGUAUCCGUGGGCAUUAUUAAGCUCAUUUGUAAAAUGUUGGUGUCCUCAGCCAGGAGUGCAGUACGUGAUAUUGACAGCACAAAUGAUUUGACAUUUUUACGUAUUGCCACAAGAAAAUUUGAAUAUUUAGUGGCACCAGAAAAGGAAUUUACUAUUGUGGUGGUGCAAUGAUUUUCUUUAUUGAUAAAACAUAUAUUUGUUAUUGCAUAUUUUAUUAAUAAAAAAAUUGGCAAGUAAAUUACAUUUAUAACAUCU
Molecule: messenger RNA, 515 nt
Organism: Calliphora vicina (urban bluebottle blowfly)
Lineage: Eukaryota; Metazoa; Arthropoda; Insecta; Diptera; Calliphoridae
Product: dynein light chain roadblock-type 2-like
Exons: 2
Coding region: 132-431 (99 amino acids)
Biological process (GO): microtubule-based movement
Cellular component (GO): cytoplasm; centrosome; cytoplasmic dynein complex
Molecular function (GO): dynein intermediate chain binding
Source: RefSeq, a predicted model, not a curated record